AUGACUCAACGAAUGAUUGAAACUAUUCAAUGGAUAAACUAUUACAAAGAACCUGAAACAAAUCGUCCUUUAUAUAUGUUAUUAAAUACAAAUACAAAUUCAGGAGGUUAUUCAAAACUAAUUAAAAAUAAGCAUGAUAAAGAAAGCGUUCAAAAGAAAGACAAAUGA
This is a messenger RNA of Funneliformis geosporum, 168 nucleotides long. The record is from the annotation of a GenBank genome assembly. Lineage: Eukaryota; Fungi; Glomeromycota; Glomeromycetes; Glomerales; Glomeraceae.